This is a messenger RNA of Phytophthora sojae, 2706 nucleotides long. RefSeq lists its product as hypothetical. Lineage: Eukaryota; Oomycota; Peronosporomycetes; Peronosporales; Peronosporaceae. Gene Ontology annotation, cellular component: membrane. Gene Ontology annotation, molecular function: ABC-type transporter activity; ATP hydrolysis activity; ATP binding. The transcript has a single exon. The record is from RefSeq and is a predicted model, not a curated record. The annotation marks the transcript as partial.
AUGAGUCUGCUGCAACCAGAGGCGAACGAUGCUGGCGAAGAGGUCCCCGGCGUGUACCGCUCGCUCAACUUCCGCAGUCUGCAGGACCCGUACUCGAACCGCGGCGGUGACACCAUGGUCAGUCGGUACAGUACGCUGCGGGCUGACAACCUCGAGACGAUGCUCAACGGCGGCCUCGAGCGCUUCUACAAGAAGUACAACCACCUGUCGCGCAAGAUCAACCUGCAGCUGCCGACGCCCGAGGUGCGCUUCGAGAACCUGUCCUUCUCGGUGCAGGUUCCGGCUGAAGCUGGCGCUUACGGCACAGUGGGGUCGCACCUGGCCUCCAUCUUCACGCCGUGGCAGAAGGUGCCCAUGACCACCAAGCACGCGCUGCACCCGAUGAGCGGCAUCAUCAAGCCUGGCUCCAUGACGCUGAUCCUGGCCAACCCUGGCGCCGGCAAGUCGACGUUCCUGAAGGCUUUGGCCGGCAAGCUGCAGGACAACAAGCAGACGGAGAUCAGCGGCCAGAUCCUGUACUCGGGUCUUCGUGGCGAGGAGAUUGAUCUCAUCAAGCUCGUGGGUCUGGUCGACCAAACGGACAACCACAUCCCGACGCUGACGGUGCGCGAGACGUUCAAGUUCGCCGACCUGUGCGUCAACGGCCGGCCGGAGGACCAACCGGAGGAGAUGAGAGAGAUCGCUGCGCUGCGCACGGAGCUGUUCCUACAGAUUUUGGGUCUGGAGAGCUGCGCCGAUACGGUGGUGGGCAACGCGCUGCUGCGAGGUGUGAGUGGUGGCGAACGCAAGCGCGUGACUGUGGGUGAGGUGCUGGUCGGUGGCCAGAGCCUGUUCCUGUGUGACGAGAUCUCUACGGGCCUGGACAGCGCUGCUACGUUCGACAUCAUCAAGGCGCUUCGUACCUGGUGCAAGACGCUGGGCGGGUCGGUGAUCGUGGCGCUGCUGCAGCCGACGCCCGAGGUGGUGGAGCAGUUCGACGACAUCCUGAUGGUCAACGAGGGCCACAUGGUGUACCACGGCCCGAGGACGGAGAUCUUGGACUACUUCGAGGAGCGCGGCUUCAGCUGUCCUCCGCGCGUGGAUCCGGCCGACUUCCUGAUCGAGGUCACGUCGGGGCGUGGCCACCGCUACGCGAACGGCAGGGUGGAGAAGCGGGACUUGGCCGUGACGUCGGAGGACUUCAACAACCUCUUCUGCCAGUCCAGCAUUUACAAGAAGACGCACGAGGCCAUCAGCAAGGGUUUCAACGAGCACCAGUUCGAGAACGCGGAGGACUUUCAGAAGGCUAAAAGCGUGGCCAACUUGGCCCGUUCGAAGCAGAAGUCGGAGUUCGGACUUGCGUUCAUUCCGAGCACGCUGCUGCUGCUGAACCGGCAGAAGUUGAUCUGGCUGCGCGAUCCUCCGUUGCUGUGGGGCAAGCUGUUCGAGGCGCUGAUCGUUGGUCUCGUGCUCGGCAUGAUCUACUUCAACGUGAGCUCGACGUACUACCUGCGCAUGAUCUUCUUCAGCAUCGCGCUGUUCCAGCGUCAGGCGUGGCAGCAGAUUACGAUUUCGUUCCAGCUGCGAGGCGUGUUCUACAAGCAGCGUCCUCGCAAUUUCUUCCGGACGAUGUCGUACGCGAUCGCGGAGACCGUGGUGCAGAUUCCGGUGAACCUGUCGGUGUCGUUCAUCCUGGGCACGUUCUUCUACUUCAUGAGCGGGUUGACGCGCACGUUCGAGAAGUACAUCGUGUUCUUCCUGGUGCUCGUGUGCUUCCAGCACGCGAUCGGCGCCUACAUGACGAUGCUGAGCUCGCUGUCUCCGAGUAUCACGGUGGGCCAGGCGCUGGCAGGUAUCUCGGUGAGCUUCUUCUUGCUGUUCUCGGGCAACAUCAUCCUGGCGGACCUGAUCCCGGACUACUGGAUCUGGAUGUACUGGUUCAACCCGCUGGCCUGGGCGCUGCGCAGCAACAUGCUGUCGGAGUUCUCGAGCGACCGCUACUCGCCUGCGCAGAGUCAGAAGUUCCUCGACAGCUUCUCGAUCUCGCAGGGCACGGAGUACGUCUGGUUCGGCAUCGGCAUUCUGUUGGCCUACUACCUGUUCUUCACGACGCUAAACGGUCUGGCACUUCACUUCAUCCGCUACGAGAAGUACAAGGGCGUGAGCGUCAAGGCGAUGACAGACAACUCGAGCGAGGAGGACAACGUGUAUGUGGAGGUGCGCACGCCUGGUGCGGGCGACGUCGUACAGACGAAGGCGCGCGGUGCGGGUCUCCCGUUCACGCCGUCUAACCUGUGCAUCAAGGACCUGGAGUAUUUCGUGACGCUGCCGUCGGGUGAGGAGAAGCAGCUCCUGCGCGGCAUCACGGCGCACUUCGAGCCGGGCCGCAUGGUGGCGCUCAUGGGCGCCACCGGUGCCGGUAAGACGACGCUGAUGGACGUGAUUGCCGGCCGUAAGACUGGCGGACGCAUUGUGGGCGACAUCAUCGUGAACGGUGAGCCGAAGAACCCGGCUAACUUCAGCCGCAUCACGGCUUACUGCGAGCAGAUGGACAUUCACUCGGAGGCCGCGACGAUCUACGAGGCGCUGGUGUUCUCGGCGAACCUUCGCCUGCCGCCGACGUUCUCUGAGGAGGAGCGCAUGAACCUGGUGAACGAGACGUUGGAGUUGCUGGAGUUGUCGCCGAUUGCUGGCGAGAUGGUUGGCCGCUUGUCGGUGGAGCAGAAG